Messenger RNA from Colletotrichum fioriniae, 369 nucleotides. NCBI's taxonomy places the organism in Eukaryota, Fungi, Ascomycota, Sordariomycetes, Glomerellales, Glomerellaceae. The record is from RefSeq and is a predicted model, not a curated record.
AUGGCGCACGUCUGGAUCUUCGGUCUCGAGCCUGGCGCCGCGCUCCGGGAGGACGUACCCGUCUUCAAGUUCUCGGACGAGGAUAGGGAGUACCCGGGGCAGUUUGACGCUCCUCCCGAGUGGGCUGGCUUGCUCACCCUCGAGAUUGAGACUGCGAUGGAGUCGUUGGCGCGUGUGCGGGCCGCGACGGAGUCCAAGGGCUUUCUGAAGAAGUGGUUAUCGGGUCCGGAGGAGGAGCAGCAGUCUUUGACGUGUGAGCGGCGCGUUGAGCCUGAUAAAUGGAGGGAGUUGUACUUGAGCUGGGAAUGGCGGCAGAAGAUUGCGAAGAUGUGGUAUCGAUCGUCGCGGACGGAGUGGAUGAAGAGAUGA